AUGCGUCCUCUCUCCUGGCUCAGCACUCUAGCACUCUGCCUCGCGGGCACUUCUGCCUCCCCUGCAGUUUCGAGCUUGUCUACCGUACCGGAUUCUACGAUAUCACGCAUAACCAUGAUCAACAACUCCACUCAAGAUUUCGUCAGGUUCAUGUUCGCGUUUGUUCCUGUCGGAGAUGAGAACGACCCUCAAGUGUUUUGGUCCGAGCUCGCAGAGCUCGACUCGAAGCAAACCGAAACUCUACCGUUGAAUUGGCCUGACGGUGUACUGGUCCGUUUUUCGGUAAAUAACGGACAAGGAGCGGGUGCAUCUGGGCCUCUGUUCCAGAUGCUACAGAGCUCUACCUGCACAGUAACGUAUCAAGCGUCAGUAGUGUUUUCUGAACAACUUGCACCCCAGCCGCUAAUACCGAGAUUCAAUUUGCAGUGA
Molecule: messenger RNA, 429 nt
Organism: Marasmius oreades (fairy-ring Marasmius)
Lineage: Eukaryota; Fungi; Basidiomycota; Agaricomycetes; Agaricales; Marasmiaceae
Exons: 4
Coding region: 1-429 (142 amino acids)
Source: RefSeq, a predicted model, not a curated record